UCUGCAGGAUUUUAUGGGAAGAAUUGCCGCCAGAGAUGCAACGAGAAUUGCUUUGUUACAAAUAGAUGUGACCGGUUUACAGGGGAGUGUAAGGAGAAAUGUAAACCAGGUUGGCAGACAUCAAAAUGUACACAGAGUAAAAUGUGAGGGAGGUACGUACGGUGUUGACUGCCGUCAGAUCUGUGGUCACUGUCUCAGUGGAUCAUAUUGUCACCACUUGAAUGGAACUUGUGGGGAAGGGUGUUCUGCUGGAUUUUAUGGUGCGACAUGUAUGACAGAAUGUUCUGCAGGAUACUUUGGUAUAAACUGCCAGGAAAACUGUAAGGCCUAUUGUGGCGGAAACAGAACAUGUGACGUCAUCACCGGUAUUUGUGACGAGGGCUGUAUAGAGGGGCUACAAGGACCUCUUUGUGAUGAAGGAUCUAUUUCUAGCAGAACUGUGUCCAACAAUUGUGAUCUAAAUACCACCAGUAUCAUUAUCAGCCUUGUGAUCUCUUUAUUCCUUGUUCUGACUGGAAGUAUUCUUAACUUUAUCAUAUGGAAGAGGAAAGAUGAUGGAACUGAAAAGCAAAACUCUUCAAGGACAAAGAUGAAAAACAUGGAUGCUACUGGAAGUACAGGGACGGAUCCAGUUAUACAGAAUUAGGCGUUCUAGAUAAACCAAACACAUACGAAGAACUUUCUCAUUAUACAGAGGCUGUUGAUAAAAUAUAAGAAGAUUUUCUGAAGUAGAGGUGCCCGAAGUUGGAAUGACAAUGUGACAUGGUCAGCAAGCACACUUCUAUGUUGUUCAACAUACUGCAACCGUGCAUGCAUAUUUAAAUUAGUUUGUUACGCAUUUUUAAAUGCUGAUCUUAUCUUGAGGUUUUAAAUUCAAAAUA
Molecule: messenger RNA, 881 nt
Organism: Saccostrea cuccullata (small rock oyster)
Lineage: Eukaryota; Metazoa; Mollusca; Bivalvia; Ostreida; Ostreidae
Product: multiple epidermal growth factor-like domains protein 11
Exons: 7
Coding region: 14-646 (210 amino acids)
Molecular function (GO): scavenger receptor activity
Source: RefSeq, a predicted model, not a curated record